CAACACACGAAACACAAACGGAGGCCAUGGCGAAGAAGCCCUGGGACUUUCCGAAGGCCGUUCUCUCCUUCCGUCGUUUCCUCCGGCGAUGCUUCUUCGGAGGCCGACACCACCGCCGCCCGACGUCGUCUUCGUCGUCAACGGGCGCAGCCAUGCCGCCGGCAGAUAAGCUGCACGACCAAACGGUGAUGGUUGAUCUCGAGUCGUGGCUCCUGAGGUCGCCAAUGUCGGCCUUCCCUUACUUCAUGGUCGUCGCCGUCGAGGCCGGCAGCUUCCUCCGUGGUCUCCUCCUGCUGCUGACGUACCCUCUCCUGUGCCUCCUCCCUGGCCGAGACAUCCGCCUCAGGGCCAUGGCCAUGGUGUCCUUCAUUGGGCUGCGCGAGAAGGAGGUGGCUAGGAUCGGCAAGGCGGUUCUACCCAAGUUCUUCCUGGAAGAGAUGGCCAUGGAGGGGCUCGAGGCGGUGAGGAACGCCAGGAAAGUGGUGGUGGUUACUGCGACGUUUCCGAGGGUGAUGGUCGAAGGGUUCCUGAAGGAAUACGUUGGCGUGGACGCCGUCAUCGGAAGAGAGCUCAUGGUGGUGGCCGGGCGCUACGCCGGGCUCAUCGUCGACGACAUGGAGACGACGGGAGGUUUGGUUGAGGAGGUGAUGGACAUGAAGAGUGGCAAGGGCGACCAAGCUGUUGGCCUUGCUGAAGUGGGCAGUAGGAUACACCAUCUGUUUUCUUAUUAUUGCAAGGAAACGUAUGAUGUAUGUGACGCCGACAAGAAGGAAUGGCAACCGGUGCCCAGAGACAAGUACCCCAGGCCCUUGAUCUUCCACGACGGCCGCCUCGCCUUCAAGCCGACGCCCUACGCGGCCAUGGCGAUGUACGCCUACCUACCCUGGGGCAUCCUCCUCGCCGUCUUCCGCAGCCUGGCCUUCGGCCUCCUCCCCUACCGCGUGUCCAUCCCUCUCGCCGCCUUCACCGGCAUGCGCUCACGGCUGAUCGCCGGCCCGACGGCCGACGCCACCCGGCGCGACGACGGGACGAGCGCCGCCGGCCGCCUCUACGUCUGCAACCACCGCACGCUGCUGGACCCGAUCACGGUCGCAGCCGGGCUGAACAAGCCCGUCACCGCGGUGACGUACAGCGUCAGCCCGGUCUCGGAGCUCAUCGCACCCAUCCGCACGGCGCGGCUGACCCGCGACCGCGGCGAGGACCGGCGGCGCAUGGAGGCGCUGCUGGCGCGAGGCGACCUCGUGGUGUGCCCCGAGGGCACCACGUGCCGCGAGCCGUACCUCCUCCGGUUCAGCCCGCUGUUCGCCGAGCUCACCGGCGAGGUGACCCCCGUCGCGCUGGAGACGCGGGUCGACAUCUUCUACGGCACGUCGACGAAGCCCGCGGCCAAGUGGCUGGACCCGUUCUACUUCAUGAUGAACUCGAGGCCGGAGUACCGCGUCGAGUUCCUGGAGCGCGUCAGCACCGCGCCGGCCGACGGCGAGGUGGCCGGACACGGCCACAGCAUUGCCGCCGCGAACAAGGUGCAGCGCGUGCUCGGCGAAGCGCUCGCGUUCGAGCUGACCGAGCAGACACGGAAGGACAAGUACUGGAUGCUGGCCGGGAACGAAGGGAACGUGAAAGGUGAAGCCAAGAAGUAGGCCGGUGUCAUCUGCUAGCUGUGAGCUCUGGAGAUAGUAUAUUGAAUUUACGUUCUAAUCUGUGAUCGGAUUCUUUAUUGCUUUUAUUUAUUUUUACUUCUUUCAGAUGUGUUGUUUUCAUCACAAACAUUCUUGUUUUUAUGUUUCCUGUAAACAACAUAAUAAAAUAACAUUGUACUCCCUUCUUUUACUAGAAUAGGCAUGCCAA
This is a messenger RNA of Oryza brachyantha (malo sina), 1848 nucleotides long. Its product is annotated as probable glycerol-3-phosphate acyltransferase 3. The coding region runs from base 27 to 1640 and encodes 537 amino acids. Gene Ontology annotation, molecular function: phosphatase activity; glycerol-3-phosphate 2-O-acyltransferase activity. The record is from RefSeq and is a predicted model, not a curated record. Gene Ontology annotation, biological process: cutin biosynthetic process. Lineage: Eukaryota; Viridiplantae; Streptophyta; Magnoliopsida; Poales; Poaceae. Gene Ontology annotation, cellular component: membrane. The transcript has 2 exons.